UCACAGGCACAUACAGUAUGUAUUUAAACAUUGUAUUAAGGGCGUUGACGAGGUGUGCGUGUUAACACCAAUAAUGGGUGACAGCUUGUGUCCCUUUUUUUGGCUUUCUCUUCAUUGAAUUCUUCAGUUGACCAUGUCUUGGUACCACAGAAGGUCCGUUCUUGUGGUCAUUCUAACUAUUUUACCGGAUCAUGUAAUGUUAUCCACCAAAGCUGAAAGUACGGAAUUUAAUGGGCUGCUGAAUGGGAAAAUAUUGCGCGUAGCCGCAGUCGAAAUUUCUCCAUUCGUUGAAUUUGUACGAGAUGAAAAUGGGAUUGUCGUUGACGGAAAAGGCUUUUCUUUUGAAAUUCUUGCUGCCCUUAUGGAAACCUACAAUUUCUCGAUAACAAUUGAAGUCCCCAAGGAUAAAGCAUACGGAGCGCUUUUGGCAAAUGGAACUUGGAAUGGAAUGAUUGGAAUGAUUCUAAAUAACGAAUCGGAUGUCGGCAUCGGUUCAUUCUCCGUGACGCACGUUCGCAACCGCGUUGUCGACUUCACGGUUGCUUAUUACGAAGAAUCCAGCGGCAUUCUGAUCCCUGCUCCGACUCUCGGGAAGCAAACGUCAGCCUUCGUCAAGCCUUUCCAUUUUCGAGUAUGGAUAAUUUUAAUAGCGAUCCUUGGAAUCCUACCGUGCAUCAUGUGGGUCCAGUCAAAAAUACUAGCAAAAGCAAAAAUGUCGAUGGCCCGAAAACGAGAACAACGGUUCAUGCUUGUCUACGGAGUCCUCCUAACGCAAUGCAAGUCUAGUCCUUUGUCAUAUAGAAUUGUGUUCCGAUUGGCCUUGCUAAAAAAUUACUAAAUAACAUAACGCAAAUUUACAGCUGGUCAGAGAAUCCCAGAAAAGGAUCAUUCUUUGCGCUUUUUGGCCAUGGUUUGGUUUUUGUGUGCAUUGGUGUUCAUUCACGCUUACAUCGGAACUCUCGUAUCGUUUUUGAGCGUUCCUAACAUCAAGCCAAUCAUACGAUCACUAGAAGAGUUACCGUCAUCUGGACUAGGUUGGAUUGUUUGGCGUGGAUCAGAUUUGGAAUCCUUAUUCAUGGAAGCAAAAGAUGGUUUAAACCUUAUCAUUGGUGAUAAAUUACGCAACAACCCGGAAUGGUUAGUUGACUCCUUUGUCGAGGGAGAACAAGCUGUCGUGGAUGGAGAUUUUGUGUACAUGAAUGUAAGUAUUUCCACAUCUUCGAUUGAAGUGUAGUCCAUAAUUGGAGUUUAAUAACCUUUUUUUUUAAUCAACUGAGAAUCAAGCAAGAAUUAGAUAUGCAAUCGAGCAAAACUUUAUUCAAUCCGGAAAGCAGUGCCAUUUGAGCAUGGCUAAGGAAACAUUUGACAAAGUCAACCAAGCAUUUGCUUUGCCCAAGGGAAGUCCCGUUGGAAGUUUAUUCAACAGAAAGAUGCUCAUGAUGAUGGAAACCGGAUUGAUGGAACAUUGGCGAAUGAAACACCUUUCAAGAAACGACCACUGCAGCGCAUCUUUUUCUUACGGAACUGUUUUGCGCAAGCUUACUUUGGAAGAUGUUAAAAGCGCUUUUCUCAUUUGGUUUGUCGGGUUAAGUAUUGCAUUUGCCGUUUUCGUGGCGGAGAACGUAGUUUUUCUCGCCGGAAGAAAGUUCCGCAAUUCACGAACGAAAUAAAUCAAGGUUAAUAAAAGAAACGUCAAGUU
Molecule: messenger RNA, 1699 nt
Organism: Daphnia pulex (common water flea)
Lineage: Eukaryota; Metazoa; Arthropoda; Branchiopoda; Diplostraca; Daphniidae
Product: glutamate receptor ionotropic, delta-1-like
Exons: 7
Coding region: 134-838 (234 amino acids)
Cellular component (GO): membrane
Molecular function (GO): glutamate-gated receptor activity
Source: RefSeq, a predicted model, not a curated record